AGCAACAUUUUUAUGUAACAGCUUGUGUUUUGUUUUAUGUGUUUGCACAGCAGAUGGUGCUAUUGAGCCUUGUUUUUUUUCUGAAUUCUGUGGAUUGGCAUUAUUUUCCUCCUUAUUUUACAAAAAAUGUGAAAGUGUUGCGUAAGGUGAUGGUAUUUUUUGUAAACGUAACUAUCUAGAUCAUCCAGAUGCUUUGAGUAAAUUAAAUUUGGAUUUUAUUCAUAAGUUAUAUGUUUUUUUUGUUGUUCUUUCUGUAAUUUCAAGUAUUGAUUGAUAUUUUUUGAGUAAAUAAAAUAAUGAUAACGUUAUAAAAGGUUUUGAAAGAAGAUAAUUGGAAAAGAAAAUAUUGGUGUUAACUAAAAAUAAAGGAUAUACAUUGAAUAAUGAGGAAGUUACCAGUUAUCUUAUUAUAUAUAUAUUUAUUAAAUCUGCUUAAUAGUGUUAGAGUAACACCUGUGUGGAGUGAAGCCACAUAUAUAGAGGUGUCUUAUUUUGGUGGGGUUCGCGCGUAAAGGCUUGGCUGUGGGGGCAAAGAGGAGCGUGGGACGUCCCUCUGCUGUGACGUUGCGAUUGGUCCGGUGCCUUUCUUCAGCAGGGUCUCCAUGCCUCCCUCCCUCCCUCUGUGAUCAGUGGGUGAGAGGGGGGAGACGAGCAACACGCAGCGGAGAACCCGGCGUGCGCCUCCGUCAGCAUCCCGCCGCCUCUUCCGUUCGCCGCGGCCACCGGUCCUGGAUCGCCUAACCUCGGUCCUGGAGACGUCUGAGUCUGCAGCUGCGCGCUUUUAUUUUCCAGCCUUUAUCUGAAUGACGGGCGGAAGGUUUGACUUCGACGACGGUGGCACUUACUGCGGAGGGUGGGAGGAUGGCAAAGCCCACGGACACGGCAUCUGCACCGGACCCAAGGGCCAGGGCGAGUACGCCGGGUCCUGGUCGCACGGCUUUGAGAUAGUCGGCGUGUACACUUGGCCCAGCGGGAACACAUACAAGGGCUACUGGUCUCAAGGGAAGCGACAUGGGCUCGGUGUGGAAAAUAAAGGAAAGUGGAUGUACCGUGGAGAGUGGAGUCACGGCUUUAAGGGUCGCUACGGGGUCCGGCAAAGCCACAACACACCUGCCAGAUAUGAGGGCACCUGGAGCAACGGGCUGCAGGAUGGAUACGGCAUCGAAACCUAUGGAGAUGGCGGUACCUAUCAAGGCCAGUGGAUGGGUGGGAUGCGCCAUGGCUAUGGGGUUCGCCAGAGUGUUCCCUAUGGCAUGGCCACCGUCAUCCGCUCUCCUCUCCGUACAUCUAUGGCUUCCCUGCGGUCCGAGCAGAGCAACGGCACAGUUCUCCAAGACCUGUCCUCCCCGGCGGACACACCCACCGGCAGCCGCGGUGGUUUCGUGCUGAACUUCCACUCCGACAGCGAAGUCGUCACCGGCAAGAAGAAGGGCCUGUUCCGCCGGGGCUCGCUGUUUGGCAGCCUCCGACAGUUGCGCAAGUCUGACUCACGGACCUCAAUCUCCAGCAAGCGGAGCUCAGCAAGAAGUGACGCCACCAUGAGCCGCAUCAGCUCCAGUGAUGCCAACUCCACCAUAUCCAUUGGCGAUGGCGAGCUGGCGGAUGAGGACCUGCAUCUGGAGGACCAUGUGGAUGCCACCACAACCGAGACCUACAUGGGGGAGUGGAAGAAUGACAAGCGCAAUGGAUUUGGUGUUUCCGAGAGAUCCAACGGGAUGAAAUACGAGGGAGAAUGGCUUAACAACAAGCGCCACGGUUAUGGGUGCACAGUUUUCCCCGAUGCCACCAAAGAAGAAGGGAAGUACAAAAAUAACGUGCUGGUGCGUGGAAUACGAAAGCAGUUGAUUCCUCUUAAGAACCCCAAAACCAAAGAGAAGGUAGAUCGGGCUGUGGAGGGGGCGCAGAGGGCAGCAGCCAUCGCCCGGAGUAAAGUGGAAAUAGCAGCUUCCAGAACAGCUCAUGCCAGAACAAAAAGCGAGGCUGCAGAACAGGCCGCCAUCUCCGCUGUGCACGACUCUGAAAUCGCCAGGGCAGUUGCCAGGGAACUCUCCCCCAACUUUUACCAACCAGGACCUGAUUACAUAAAACAACAGUUUAAAGAGCCUGUGGAGAUUAAGGAGGUCCCUGUUGAAAAGAAGGAGAACUCCCCGAAGGAUUCUCCUCACUUUUACCGUAAAGGCACCACUCCGCCCGUCUCUCCCGUGGCCAGCCCUGAAGCCACUCCUCCCCCCUCGCCUGACUCCAGCAAGAAACAGAGCCAGAUCGCCAACAGCGUUAGCCGCAAGGUCAGCAAAGAAGAGAAACCUUCCCGUAAGACCAGUAAAGAAGAGAAAGCGAUUCACAAGACCAGCAAGGAGGAGCGAUCCAGCACAAAGCCGAGUAAAGAAGAAAGACUGAUCGUCAGCGAUGGCCCUAAAAGUUCUCUCAGCCCCACCGAAGCUCCGCCUAAACCCGCUAAAGUCCACCAGCCUCUCCCAUCACCGGCAUCCCCUCCACAGCCUCCUACGGUACCGGUGAACGGCCAGCUCCACAGCGAGUACCACAGCUACUAUGUCAAGGCUCCUAGUAGGGUCCCGCCGCCCCCCGAACCGGAGGACGUAGAGGAAGAGCCCAGUGCUUUGGCUCUGGCUCGGAUGCCCCCUAAGUCAUUCAGCACGCCUGUGCCCACUCCCAAACCGGCCUCCAUACGAGACACCAAAAGCGAGCCAAAACUCAGGAAGCAGGAUUCACUUAAGCCAAAGAGCCUAGCAGACACAAAGAAAGCUAGUAUGGAAGUUUCAGAAGCCGCAGAAGAAACAGGUCCUAAUUCUAUCCUAGUUGCUAUGGUAAUGCUGUUGAAUAUCGGCCUUGCAAUUAUAUUUGUCCAUUUUCUGACAUGAUGAUGUUGUGUCUCAGUGAAAUCAUGGCAACUGGACGAGUUGCAUCGCUGGCCUUGAAAAGUGAAAAUGGCGCCAGUGAGACACGGGGACGGCUGGAGGUGUUUAGGACUCAGCAUGACACCAAAGAGAGUAAAGAGGAAGGCGUCGCUAAAACCAAUCUGUCCUCAGCCUUCUUUUUAAGGGUCUGCCCUGUGAAUUCAUACUCCUUUGGUUUCUGCUGAAGGCGAAGCGAAAAGGCGUGUCUAGUGAGAUAUAAAAAAGAAUAAAAAUAAAGGUUUUCAAAUGCAAUCAAACAUACUCAGUCUUGGAAAAAAAAAAAAAAAAAGAAGAAGAAGAAGUUAUUGAAACCCACACUAUGCUGAUCCAAGCACAGGUCUCAGUUGCCCACUCUGCCUUGGCAGAGAUAGCAGUGGGCUGACGGACCUCGCUGCUGGAAGAGUGUGGAGAUGCACUUUUAGAUGACGGGAGCAAACAGCUGCCUUUCUAUUUUGCCAUGUGACGUUUUGAUGGGGAGAUGUGAGCCCAGCCCUCAGGGUGGUCGACGGGUAGUAGAGGAGGGGGCGCCGGGGGUUCAGGUGGAGAUGUUAUCCGGGGGUUCGUGCCCCUCUUGAAAGAGGAAACUGGGGACGGCCGUUUCCAGCAGUCAGUGCUCGCACGGUCACUACCCAGUCUUACUUUGUCGAGCGAAACAUCACUGCAGCUUUCUCAAAGCUCCGUCCAUUGCAAUCCAGGAUACACUGCUUUGACACACUCCCCGUGCAUGGUACAGAUUUUUUUGUUUGUUGUUCCGCUGUAACUUUUUGUUCAUUAUUGUUCUCUGAAUGUUGGUUACUUGCAGCCGUGUGCUUGUAGAAAUCUCUCGACAGGAUUAGUGAAUAAAAAUAUCCCUUUUUUUUCUUUUUUGGGGGGAAUUUCGCUACAACAGAGAUGUAGUUUGACAUUACAUGUUAUUAAAGUGCAAUAUGUUUUUCCUUUCAAAGAAUUUCAAUAUAUUUUGACAAUUCAUAAAUUCAGAUGUCUGAUUAUGCAUUCAUAUCAGGCACUGUGAUAAAGAUUAAUAAAAAAAAGAUAGCUUUUUAAGAGAGAAAUUUUUUAUGUUAUUUAUGAAAGUUAUUUAAGAAGUCCACACCUUUUUUGCUUGAAUUUUCUCACACUAUUCUUUGGUUUCACUGUCACUACACGACCAAGAUGCAAAAACUGCAGUCCACACAGCUGCUGGAGUAAACCCAGGGGCACUUGCAUGAAUACGAGACUGGAUCUAGUGGACGGUGAAAGUUUAUUCAGGUUGAGACCAUGGGAAAUGUGGCUCCAGGGAGUGGGAGACAUGCCUUUUAGAAGUCUUUAACAGUGCUACUGUUUACCUCAAAAAGAUGAGGAAAGUGGGGGAGAGGGCGGGGAAGAGAUGCCAUCCUUGUCUUAAAUCUGUUGUGUGGGGGAUAUUCUGUUGUCAUCAGCUGCAUUCUGCUUCGCCUCAUCUGCUUAGAGCUUUCGUUGCAAUUAUGGCAUGAGUUUCUUUGAUUUUCAUAGUGGUUAUUUAUACGCUGGACAUUUAUCGUCACCUUUACCAGGAUGAAUUAUUUAUUCAUUGUACAACUGUAGGUGGACAUCACUCAUGACAAAAAAAGGGCUUGAAUACGUCUAGGUUUUCUUUGCCGCCAAUUUGUUUUUGAAAGUUUGCUUGAUUAUAUUGUGAUUGAGAUGAGCAGCGCUUCAAAUUUCAACACUUUUUCAGUCAGAUUGCUAACAAACUGACCGUGAAACUACUGGAAACACUAAAUUUUACUCACUAUAUUGUAUAGAUGAUAAUAAUUAUGGGGGAAGACUGGUGUUUAAGAAGGAUUAACAGAAUGGUCUAGAAGGUGGGAUAUUUUUUUGAAAUGCAACAUUGCAUGUUGGAGAUAUUUAUAUAUAGAUUAUUAUAUACUAUUUGUAUGGAUUUUUACAGAGCACAAUCCAGAAUCUGGUAUGAGUAGGUAUUUUUCUAACAAUUUGCACACCUGUAUUUUGACAAUGAAUAUAACUUGUUUGUAAUUGGUAAUGUAAUGCACAUAUAACAUUGUUUGACAGUUAAAAAAAAAGGUUUAUUUCUAAUUGGUCAUACUGUAUGUACCAUUUGGGGACAUGGAAGGCAGAUGUACUUAUUUGAAGAUUAUUGGACAUAUUUAGAAACUGUGGGAGAAUUUUGAUAUUUCAAGGCUCAUUUUACCCCAAUGAUUUGUGCAAAGUCUUUGGAGAUGAAGUUAUGUGUUUAAAAAUAAAGAUAUUUUGCCUUGUUAAA
Messenger RNA from Oryzias melastigma (Indian medaka), 5157 nucleotides. It is a transcript of the gene jph1a, whose product is annotated as junctophilin 1a. The transcript is spliced from 7 exons. The coding region runs from base 804 to 2879 and encodes 691 amino acids. The record is from RefSeq and is a predicted model, not a curated record. NCBI's taxonomy places the organism in Eukaryota, Metazoa, Chordata, Actinopteri, Beloniformes, Adrianichthyidae. Gene Ontology annotation, cellular component: junctional membrane complex; plasma membrane; sarcoplasmic reticulum.